Molecule: messenger RNA, 1812 nt
Organism: Sphenostylis stenocarpa
Lineage: Eukaryota; Viridiplantae; Streptophyta; Magnoliopsida; Fabales; Fabaceae
Source: the annotation of a GenBank genome assembly
AUGGAUGCCGUAGCAUGUUCCCGCCAUUUCUCCACUCUUUCCCUUUCUUUCUCUCACAACAGAACCUUGCGUUCUUCUUCUGCCAAAUCAAUCAAGCUUUCCCCUCCAUCCGCCAACGCUUCUUUAUCUUCCAGAAACUGGUUCGCGAAAGAGGUAUGGGGUUGGGUGAACUCCAACUCCAAAGGCGUGGCCGUGAGAUGGGACUCGCGCGGAGUGGUGGUGAGGGCUGAAAUGUUUGGCCAAUUGACGAGUGGCCUUGAGACUGCAUGGAACAAACUCAAAGGAGAAGAGGUUUUGUCUAAAGAGAACAUUGUGGAGCCUAUGCGAGAUAUCAGGAGAGCUCUUCUAGAAGCGGAUGUUAGUCUUCCUGUGGUCAGAAGGUUUGUGCAGUCUGUCAGUGAUCAGGCUGUGGGUGUUGGUGUCAUUCGAGGGGUGAGACCAGAUCAGCAAUUGGUUAAGAUUGUACAUGAUGAACUUGUAAAAUUGAUGGGCGGAGAGGUUUCUGAACUGGUUUUUGCCAAAUCUGGGCCCACUGUCAUUUUAUUGGCUGGACUCCAGGGAGUUGGGAAGACAACCGUGUGUGCAAAGUUGGCAAAUUAUCUCAAGAAACAGGGAAAAAGUUGCAUGCUAGUUGCUGGGGAUGUCUACAGGCCUGCUGCUAUUGACCAGCUUUCCAUUUUGGGAAAACAGGUGGAUGUGCCUGUCUAUACAGCAGGUACCGACGUUAAACCUUCAGAAAUUGCCAAACAAGGUUUAGAAGAGGCAAAAAGGAAGAAAAUUGAUGUUGUUAUUGUUGAUACUGCUGGUAGGCUGCAGAUUGACAAGACAAUGAUGGAUGAGUUAAAAGAAGUGAAAAGGGCAUUGAAUCCUACAGAAGUGUUGCUAGUUGUGGAUGCAAUGACAGGGCAAGAAGCUGCAGCGUUGGUGACUACUUUCAAUCUUGAGAUUGGAAUAACAGGUGCCAUCUUAACAAAGCUUGAUGGUGAUUCAAGAGGUGGAGCAGCUCUGAGUGUCAAAGAGGGAAAUAUUGCAGAUUUUCUCAAAGAUAAACUUGGUGAACCUGUAUCUGGAAAGCCAAUUAAACUAGUAGGACGGGGGGAACGCAUGGAGGAUCUUGAACCUUUCUACCCUGAUCGGAUGGCAGGACGCAUACUAGGAAUGGGAGAUGUUCUUUCUUUUGUGGAGAAGGCACAAGAAGUUAUGCGUAAAGAAGAUGCUGAAGAACUGCAAAAGAAGAUCAUGAGUGCAAAAUUUGACUUCAACGAUUUUCUAAAGCAAACUCGUACUGUUGCCAAAAUGGGUUCUGUGUCUCGUGUCAUUGGAAUGAUUCCUGGUAUGGGGAAGGUUACUCCGUCUCAAAUUAGAGAUGCAGAGAAGAAUUUGCAGAAUAUGGAAGUAAUGAUAGAAGCAAUGACCCCUGAGGAGAGGGAAAAGCCAGAACUGUUAGCAGAAUCCCCUGUCAGGAGGAAAAGAGUUGCUCAGGAUUCAGGGAAAACAGAGCAGCAGGUAAGCCAACUUGUGGCUCAGCUUUUUCAAAUGCGUGUUCGUAUGAAGAACCUGAUGGGUGUAAUGGAAAGUGGAUCACUUCCAACACUUAGUAAUCUUGAGGAAGCGCUUAAAGUAGAGGAAAAGGAGGAGGAAGAGAUCGGAAUCAAGAAGUGUAUUCGUGGACUCAACAUCAGGAAGGCCAACUCCUCGUGGUUUUGGGAGCAAAAAUUGAAAAUCUCUGAAGGGUUCAACGCCAAAGAAUUGAAAGCCUGGAUCAACGGGUCAUUAGUGAUAAACUUGCUUGAUUUAGCUUUCUUCAGCUAA